Molecule: messenger RNA, 718 nt
Organism: Adineta steineri
Lineage: Eukaryota; Metazoa; Rotifera; Eurotatoria; Adinetida; Adinetidae
Source: the annotation of a GenBank genome assembly
UAUGAAUGAAUGAAAUCGGAGUGUUACAGCCAAAUAGUGUUCCUCGUUAGUCAUAACGAAUAGAGUUUAUUAUUAUGUUGCUCAAGAAAAGAGUCAAAUAAGGAGUAGACUAUUGAACAAACAAACAUUAGAAUCGUUCUUUCUUUGUAUAACUCUUUAUUCUACUUUGAACUAGUUUCUUUUAAAGUCUGUAAUAUUAUUUUCUUUAUAGAUAUACAUUGACGUCGUUUUACUUUCACCUGAAGCUCCUUUAACUUCAGAAACAGUUAAAUUCUUACUUCAAUCCAAUAAGAAAAAAUACACGAUUAUUAAAAAUGAAUCAUCUGCUUCAAGUGUAGACUGGUGGAAGCCAUUUGGAUAUCCAUCGAAAUUAAAUGAAAAUGGUGAAUAUGAUCGAAUUAAAGGAUUCAUCAGUUGCUUCAAACGUUUUAACACAUUUAUUUAUAACAGUAGCAGUGGUACUUCACGUAUAAAACAACAUGCAAAUAUAUGCUUUGGGACUUUGUCAAAUUCGUCUUCUUCAAUCGAUUCUUCAACAUUUACACAAGAUGACAUUGGAUUUCGUAAUAUUGCUCAAGAAUUAAUUCGUAUUGGUAUAUUUCCAUUUGGAUUGACAAAUAAAAGAUUUUAUCGUCUUUCAGGACAUAAACAUGGUGUUGUUGCUGUUGCCGAUAUUAUUCGAGGUCGACUACAGUAUCAAGAACAGUUUAUGAUCUAG